Molecule: messenger RNA, 4339 nt
Organism: Poeciliopsis prolifica (blackstripe livebearer)
Lineage: Eukaryota; Metazoa; Chordata; Actinopteri; Cyprinodontiformes; Poeciliidae
Gene: bmper
Product: BMP binding endothelial regulator
Exons: 16
Coding region: 439-2493 (684 amino acids)
Molecular function (GO): protein binding
Source: RefSeq, a predicted model, not a curated record
ACAUCGAGCAUCAGUGCGUAAAACGGAAUUUUUGGAUUGAUGCCUCAGAUUUAACAUUUUUCCCCCAACUAUUACUAUUUUUAAAGCUCAGUGCGCUCCACGGCUUCUCCAUGGACACUCAUGAACUGGAUUUGUGACUGUUCUUUUCCUCAUAAAUGACUUUAAGCUCACAAUGGACUCAGUUUCCCCUGCAGAACCUGUGCAGACGCGCUGUCUCCUGCCUGCAGGCGCGUCUUUGUCAUUUUAAUGUCGCUGUCAUUACUGCGCGUCUGCCUGAUUGUCGCUCCGCAUUUCAGAGCCAGCUAACAAACUGGGGAGUCUCUCUGCUGGUUGAAAGGCAGACUCUUGCAGUGGACGUCUGAUCUUUAAUUUUUUAAAAUUGGAAUAUUUUUUGUGUAUCCAAACUUUUUGGUCCUGUCUUCCUGGAGCAAACCGAUUAUGUCGCCCCGCUGCUUGAACCCUUCCUCCCGGUCCACCUGUAGGUUUUUCCUCUGCUUUUUGUGGCUUCUACAAACGCCCCGCUCUUCCUCUCCGCUAAUUACAGGCACUGAAGCCAGCUGUGACAAUGAAGGAGAAGUCCUGCACAUCCCCAACAUCACCGACAACCCCUGCAUCACCUGCGUCUGCCUGGAUGGGAAAGCAGACUGUAAACAGGAGAAAUGUCCGCCGGUCUCUGAUGACUGUGCUCUGGUGGUGAAACAGACUGGCGCCUGCUGUGAACGGUGCAAAGGCUGCUUGUUAGAUGGACGGUCGUAUAACAGCUCCGUAUCCUGGAUGACCUCUACCAAACCCUGCAUAACAACACGCUGUCAGGAAGGAGUGAUCACAGAGGCGGAAGUUCAGUGUGUCAUUCACUGCAAAAACCCAAAAAUUCACCCCAAAAAGUGCUGUCCGACCUGCCCGAGUUGCAUCUUUGAGGGUCUCCUCUAUAAAGAGAAGGAAGAGUUCAGUCCUGAAGGCAAACCUUGCAUCAAGUGCAUGUGCACUGGAGGACGGACUCUGUGCAUGAAGGAAGUGUGUCCUGUGCUGUCAUGCCCCGCUCACCUGAGCCACACCCUUCCUGGACAGUGCUGUCCCAGAUGUAUUGGUCAGCGGAAGGUGUUUGAUCUCUCUUUAGGAAGUUGCCUUUUCCACAGCGAUGUCUAUGAGAAUGGUACUUCCUUUAUGCUCAACAACUGCACCACCUGCACAUGCAAGGAUUCAACAGUGGUGUGCAAAAAGCGGUGCUCACGUCCAGGCAGCUGCCAGGGCAGUCAGUGCUGUGAUGAGUGUUUGUCUUACGUGAAGGUGGAAGAGGUGAAGUACUGCAGAGUGCGGAACAAAAUCUACAGGGAAGGAGACAUGUGGUCGUCAGUGAACUGCACUCUUUGUGCCUGUGUUAAAGGCAAUGUCGAGUGUCGGCCCAAACAGUGUGUGCCGAUCACCAGCUGCCCCUCGAACAAGAUCCUGAACAGAACCGGCUGUUGUCCAGUUUGCACUGAAAAACCUGGGGUAUGCACAGUCUUUGGUGACCCUCACUACAACACCUUUGAUGGCAGGACCUUUAACUUUCAAGGAACGUGUCAAUAUGUGCUGACACGUGAAUGUGGCAGGACCCAAUCUGCAAUGUCUGGAAACAGCAUCAACAGCUUCACGGUGCUGGUAAAGAACGAUGCUCGGCGAACUCGCUCGUUCUCCUGGACUCAGUUCGUUGAAGUUCGACUUGGCGCUUUGAGUCUCAGUCUGCAUCAGCACCUCACAGUUCGAAGGAAUGGGACUCGCAUUGCAUUGCCGUACCACGGCCCUGGGGUGCACAUCGAUUUGGAUGGAUACCUUCUUAAACUCACCACCAUUGCAGGUCUAGAAAUUACCUGGGAUGGGGACAGUUUUGUAGAAGUUGUUGCUGCUCCCCACCUACGCGGUCGCCUUUGCGGCCUUUGUGGGAACUACAACGGUCAGAAGCGAGACGACACCAUUGGGGGUGACGGCUUGUUGAAGUUUGACGUGGACGAGUUUGCGGAAUCAUGGCGAGUCGAUGGAAAUGAUGUUUGCUCCCAGCAGCAUCCACCUCGCAGGUCGACGUCCCACCUGUGCCCCGGCACAGUCAAAGUCAAGCUCCGGGCUCACCGAGAAUGCCAGAAGAUAAAAUCGUGGGAUUUUCAGAAGUGCCACCGUGUGGUUGAUUUUGGGCCGUUCUAUAGGUCAUGUGUGACAGACAUGUGCGAGUGUCCAGUCCAUAAAAACUGCUACUGUGAGUCUUUCAUUGCCUACAGCAGAGCCUGUGAGAGAGAAGGAGUGCCGGUACAGUGGAAGCCUGACAACGUCUGCAUGGCCACCCAGUGUAAACAUGACGCAGUCUAUGACACCUGCGGUCCUGGAUGUAUUAAAACUUGCGACAACUGGAACGAGAUCGGACCAUGUCAUAAACCCUGUGUGGCUGGCUGCCACUGCCCCGCCAAUCUGGUGCUGUUCCAGGGACGCUGCAUCAAACCCACGUCCUGCCCUGGUCGGUGACCCUUGUUAACCUCUGACUGAGUGGGAGGGGCUAAUUUAGGGAGACUCGUCUGUAGUGUCCAAACUAGAGGACCAAGCUAACAAAGAGCGCUAAGGACUCUAAUGGGUUCAAGUCUACCGGUCAAAUGCACCGCGGUACUCAGGGUCCAUAAUGUUGCAAAGAAACGUGCUGCAGUGACUUCCAACAUAAGAGAAACCAAAAACAGGGGAUAGACUGACACAUCUCAGAUGUUCUUGUGCCUCUUCUGAUGCCAAGUACUGUGACAUUUUUAGAGAAAAAACUAAAUAUCAAGAAAAAACUCAGGGCACCAUCUGAGGACCACUCAGGCUUGGGCCUUUGAGAAGCUGCUUGGGCCAGAGGACUCAUCUCAGAGCCAAUCAGGCACCUCCUUGCAAAAGACUUAAGUUGGAGACACUGGGUAUAUGGAUUUGUGCAUUACUAAGAAACUUUCUGAUGCAUCAUAUCAAACUGCCCGGCUGAUCUCUAUUCCAUCAGUGCAUACUGUAAGCUUACCAGAUUCAUAUGAAAGACAAAACAGCUUUUAUAUUAUUAUUGCUCUAAUUAUUAUUAUGUGUUGUUGAUGUUAAUUUAUAUAUCCUUCGUUGACAUGUUGUAGCAAGAGCCAGAACCAAGAAAUCUAAUUGUUUUGUUUGAUUCAAAGGGAAACAUAAAGCUAUUUAUGUAUUUGUUGUGUACUUUUGUGUUACUGUUUGAAGAAAAAUGCCCAAAUGUGACUCAUUUAUUGCACCAUCGCAGGGAAUAAGUACUGUAUUGUAUUAAAGCUCCGUGUACAGUUUGUUGUGGAUAGCAUAAAACCUGAAGGUGUUCAUGUAAACAUAUGUUUCACUUGAUGAUAAUUAUUUAAGACCAGCGAUAUACCAUUUGUUUCGAAGUUCCUUUUUGACUACUGUCUCUGCUCUUUAUAGUAAAUGGAUAUUGGAGUAUGUCACUAUCUUCAAACAAGGAAGAAUUGGACAGAGAGUAAAUUGUCUUUAGGAAAUGUUUAUACUACAAAUAUUAAAACUGGAAUCAAAUAUACAAGAAAAUUAUAAUACUGGGAGCAACAAUGGAGUCAAAAAUAAAAAGUAAAUCAAUCUGUUCCAAAACUGUAGCUGAAUAUAGAUAGAGAAGUAGAGGUAAAAAUAAAGAAAUUAGAAGCAUAAAAAGUGCAAAAUGUCAUUUUCAAAUAAUGAGAAUUUAAUUGUUUUUUUUUUAGAUAUUUCAAAAUCCUUUUUUUCAUAUUUUGUUUUGUUUGCUGCUUCUGCAACUAAUACAGAAAUGGCAAAAAACAAUUGAGAAAGAACACAUAUUAAAUAAAUUGUAUUUUCGUACCUUUAUAUAUAAACCUGCCUAAAUUAUUAAAUAUAUACAAAAUAAAAUAAUAUGUGGAAAGUUAGUUUUUAUUUACAGAAAUGUAUCUAAUUAUUCAUUGUAUGGAUUUUAUUUUUAAGAUAUUUUUUAUGCUGUCCAAUCGAUUCUGGAUUAAUGUGAUAUACACAACACCAUGGAAAAGGUUUUACCCCUUUAAAGAUGUCUUUUGUUUUUUGCCUUGAAUGGUUCAGAUUAAACAUUUAAGUAUCAGAGCAAAGAAACAAAUAUUAAAAUAAAAAAAGGUCAUUUUAAAAUGAUUUUCUCAUUAUUAAGCAGAAAAAUACAUUCAAUACCAACUUGGCCAUAAGUGUAAAAGUAAGGGCGCCCUAACUUAACUACUGACUUCAGGUAUUAGUGAAAACUGAAAAUGAGUUGUUUCCCUUGUAGAGGAAUUUUGGCCCACUCUUCUUUGAAGGAUUGUUUUAUUUUACGCAGUGAAGAAUCUUUUUAACAUAAAAAGCCUGUUUAAAGUCA